CCGACUGUGACAGUUCAACAAACCGCUCGCUGUUAUCUUACGCCUAUGCUCAAAAAGUCUCCAUCUUUGAACUGUCAAAAAUCUCUACAGUUUCUUUUCAUGCCCCAUUCUCCGUCUCUUACCCGAAUCAUUAACCAAUUCAGGUACCCAUUAGUUUUAUGAUUUACCUUUACGCUAAUUUUUGCUCGUAAAAUUUGUUCGAUUUUGAAGAUCAGUAAGAACAUUAGAAAAUAAAAGCAAUGCAGUUGCUUCAAUUUGUUGCUGUAUUAUUUUCAUUCUUGAAUUUCUCGGAAAAUGUAAAUGCGGGUAUGACGAGUUCAUUCACUCGUUCUCAAGCGCCGUCUACUGAUAUCCCUCUUGAUAAUCAAGUAUUUGCCGUUCCAAAGGGUUAUAAUGCUCCCCAGCAACUGCAUAUUACUCAAGGUGAUUAUGAUGGAAAGGCUGUGAUCAUUUCUUGGGUUACUGCUGAUGAACCCGGUUCGAACAGUGUGGAGUAUGGUACAUUGGAGAAGAGAUAUGAGUUUCAUGCUCGGGGGAGUGUGAAGAACUAUACGUUUUAUAAUUAUACUUCGGGUUAUAUUCAUCACUGUCUUGUGGAUGGACUUAAGUAUGAUACGAAGUAUUAUUACAAGAUUGGAGAAGGUGAUUCAUCUCGUGAAUUUUGGUUUCGAACUCCUCCGGAGAUUGAUCCGGAUGCUCCUUAUACUUUUGGAAUUAUUGGUGAUUUGGGUCAAACAUAUAAUUCUCUAUCCACUCUUGAGCAUUACAUGCGGAGUGGGGGACAGACUGUCUUAUUUGUUGGUGAUCUCUCUUAUGCUGAUAGAUAUCAAUACAAUGACGUUGGUAUCCGAUGGGAUUCAUGGGGCCGUUUUGUUGAGAACAGUACUGCAUAUCAGCCAUGGAUUUGGUCAGCUGGGAAUCAUGAGAUAGAGUACAUGCCGGACAUGGGGGAAGUUGUUCCAUUUAAAUCAUAUUUGCAUAGAUUUGCUACUCCCUACACUGCCUCAAAAAGCAGCAAUCCUCUUUGGUAUGCCAUACGGCGGGCAUCUGCUCACAUCAUUGUCCUCUCUAGCUAUUCUCCUUAUGCGAAAUACACUCCUCAAUGGAGAUGGCUGAGAGAGGAGUUUAAGAGAGUGGACAGGGAGAAGACACCUUGGCUUAUUGUACUGAUGCACGUGCCUAUCUACAAUAGUAACGUUGGUCACUACAUGGAAGGUGAAAGUAUGCGUUCCGUGUUUGAGAACUUGUUUGUCCGUUUCAGAGUUGACUUCAUUUUUGCUGGCCAUGUGCAUGCUUAUGAGCGAUCAUAUCGCAUUUCAAAUAUACACUACAAUGUGACAAGUGGUGAUCGAUAUCCUGUACCUGACAAAUCAGCCCCAGUUUACAUAACUGUCGGAGAUGGAGGAAAUCAGGAAGGUCUUGCUGGAAGGUUUUGGGACCCACAGCCAGAUUAUUCUGCCUUCCGUGAAGCCAGUUAUGGUCAUUCAACUUUAGAAAUCAAGAAUAGAACGCAUGCAAUCUACCACUGGAACCGAAAUGACGAUGGCAGAAAAGUACCAACUGAUUCAGUAAUUUUCCAUAACCAAUACUGUGGAUUGUCCUGCAGGGCAGGCAAUCUGCACAGGAGGAGACAUCUUAAGGCUAGAAGACGUAUCAGUAACUGAACUUGUUGGAUAAAAAGCUGUUUGAUUCAGCUUGCACGCUUAUGAAUACUGUACGCAUAGUAUUUGCAGACUCCGUAAUUACUAAUCCAGUACAGUGAUUGCUAAGAACAUAUGUGGACUUCGACAGUUCAGUUGGGAAACAUUACACAUCUGCAGGUGCCGGGAAACAGCUAUUAUGUCGUUAACAAGCUCAUGUACUUCUCAUAUCCCAUGUAGAGGAAUGUGUUAAUAUUUUUAGUUGUAUUAAUCAUGAAAUUUAUGAAUUUGCUUCCCUAGGCAAGUUCACUGAUUCGUUUUUGAAAUGUAAGUAAGUUGACAAUUAUUAGAUGUUAGUAUUGUGCUUCCGGAUACUCCAAAAUUCAAAAUUUCUUGCAAUAAGAUGCUCUACACUAUAAUUUCUGA
Molecule: messenger RNA, 2066 nt
Organism: Mercurialis annua (annual mercury)
Lineage: Eukaryota; Viridiplantae; Streptophyta; Magnoliopsida; Malpighiales; Euphorbiaceae
Product: bifunctional purple acid phosphatase 26-like
Exons: 9
Coding region: 240-1664 (474 amino acids)
Molecular function (GO): acid phosphatase activity; protein binding; metal ion binding
Source: RefSeq, a predicted model, not a curated record